CAAAUCCUGAUAAAGGUUUCCAUCGACUGCCCUCAACUUCUGAUUGCCUAUUUCAUCAACUUUCAAAAUGCCGUCCGUGGAAGUUAUCGCAAACAUGGAGCAGUUUAAACAAGCGAUUGAUGGUCCAGAAGUAGCUAUCUUCGAUUUUUGGGCCACUUGGUGUGGGCCUUGCCGCGCCAUUUCACCGCAAUUUGAACGUCUAGCUGAAGCUGACACUUCAGGCAAAGUUAAGUUUUACAAGGUUGAUGUUGAUGCUGUUCCGGCCGUAGCGGCCGAAUACAAUAUCUCUGCAAUUCCAACCUUCCUCGCAGCCAGUCAAGGAAAAGUCAUUCACACUGUGAAGGGCGCGGAUCCAGGGAAACUUGAGAGAAUGGUCAAGGAUUGCGCUACUGCAUGAGUCGGCGACAUUGGACACCAUUCGAUGACAAGAUGUUUUAUUACCACGCCAUCUUUCAGAGAUUAUCUCUCUAGCACGCGUAUCCUAUUUUGUAUCUCCAACCUGAUCACUUGUGAAAUUGAGUAAAUUGUGAUUAUGAUCUCAUAA
Molecule: messenger RNA, 544 nt
Organism: Melampsora larici-populina 98AG31
Lineage: Eukaryota; Fungi; Basidiomycota; Pucciniomycetes; Pucciniales; Melampsoraceae
Exons: 5
Coding region: 68-397 (109 amino acids)
Molecular function (GO): protein-disulfide reductase activity
Source: RefSeq, a predicted model, not a curated record